Molecule: messenger RNA, 2513 nt
Organism: Polyodon spathula (Mississippi paddlefish)
Lineage: Eukaryota; Metazoa; Chordata; Actinopteri; Acipenseriformes; Polyodontidae
Gene: cd36
Product: CD36 molecule (thrombospondin receptor)
Exons: 13
Coding region: 460-1881 (473 amino acids)
Biological process (GO): receptor-mediated endocytosis; long-chain fatty acid import into cell; lipid storage
Cellular component (GO): cell surface; cytoplasm; caveola
Molecular function (GO): scavenger receptor activity; low-density lipoprotein particle binding; low-density lipoprotein particle receptor activity
Source: RefSeq, a predicted model, not a curated record
CACACAUUUAUAUAGUUGUGUGUACAAAGUCCUGAUGAGUUGUCUGGGCUCACCAAAUAGUUACAAUUUGAUGGAUUAUGUUAUAAAAAUUAUAGUGGUGAUUUAAAAAACAAAACAAAAAUGGUGUCUAUUUUUUUGUGUGUAAAUAAUGGAAUCAUGUUCUAGCUAAAAUGUCUGGAAAGUGAAGACUUUGAAUUUAUAACAUUUCCAAGAUAUCUUAGGAGCCAUGUGUAUAUCUUUUUCUAGACAAAGCUAAAAGUUAAAUAGUUAAUUCACUAUCAGUUUGUAAUCACAAAGAGUUGACCUUCAGUCUAUGGUAAGAUUGUAAACCAACUGUUGAUCCUUAGCAUGCACAUAUGAUAAGUAAUUACAAAUGUGUGCUUUAUUCAUUAGACUCAACUUGUUAAAGAUACUCUCCAAAUCAACCUGCUGUAUGCUUGAAGUGAUCUGCAAUCUAGGAUGUGUUGCAACAAGAACAACUUACUCACUGCUGGGGCUUUCAUUGGUGGAUUGUUAGCUAUCCUUGGAGGGAUUCUUAUACCUGUGGGGAAUUCCAUUAUUGAAGACAAUGUUAAAAAGGAGGCUAUUAUUGAAAAUGGAACCGUUGCUUAUGAAAACUGGGUACUACCAGGAACUCCAGUGUACAGGCAGUUUUGGUUGUUUAAUGUAAACAACCCACUAGAAAUUGCACACAAUGGAUCAAAGCCCAUCCUCAGACAAAAAGGUCCCUAUACCUACAGGGUUCGAUAUCUGCCAAAGAUAAAUAUUACAGUAAACCUCAACAACACUAUCUCCUUCCUACAACCAUAUGGUGCAUAUUUUGAACCAGGUUUAUCUGUAGGUACAGAAGAAGACAACAUCACAUUUCUGAAUCUCGCUGUUGCAGGGGCACCAUCUGUUCUCCCAGCUCUCUUACUUCCUCUUCUGAACAACUUAAUCAAACAAACAAACUCAUCUUUAUUCCAAACCAGAACAGUAAAAGAAAUGCUUUGGGGAUAUGAGGACCCUAUAUUAAAAGCAUUAAAAUUAGCAGAUGCAUAUACUGGAGUAUUUUACCCAUAUAAUGGAACAGCAGACGGAUACUACAAUAUUUUUAAUGGAAGAGGUAACAUUGAAAAACUUGGAAUAAUUGACAAAUGGCAAGGUGAAGGAAAGCUGACCACCUGGAAAGAUCCUUAUUGUAACAUGAUCAAUGGUACAGAUGGAUCUGUAUUUCCACCAUUCAUUGAUAAGAGGAAGGUAUUAGACUUCUUUUCUUCUGAUAUUUGCAGGUCAGUAGUUGCUGAGUAUGAAAGCAGCAGGGUUUUGAAGGGGAUUCCAGUCUACCGUUUUAUGCUCCCGCCCAAAACCUUUGCAUCUCCAGUUGAUAAUCCAGAAAACAGAUGCUACUGCACAGAUACCCAAAUCACCAGGAACUGCACUACGGCUGGAAUCCUUGACAUAAGUGGAUGUAAAGAAGGAAUGCCAAUCUUUAUCUCCCUUCCCCAUUUCUUGUAUGGCAGUGAAGAUCUACAAGAAUCAAUUGAUGGGUUGAAGCCAAAUGAUGAAGAACAUUCAACUUUUCUUGAUGUAGAACCUGUAACUGGAGUUUCUUUGAAUGUUGCCAAAAGACUGCAAGUCAACAUACUAAUUCAACCUUCAAACAAGAUAGAAGUGUUGUCAAACAUUAAGAAGCAUAUUUUUUUUCCAAUCGUUUGGCUUAAUGAGACAGCCACUGUUGACGAUGCUACUGCAGAGAAACUCAAAGGGGCCUUGAUUUCUACUAUGGAGCUUCUAGAAACAAUACAGCUGACCUUGAUUGGCUGUGGAUGUGUGAUUUUUCUGGCAUGCAUAAUCACACUUUGUGUACUGAAAAAAAGGAAAACAAAAAACCACUCGUAGGAGAUGACCGAUGAAGGAAUUUAUCAAAAUAAUUUUUGAUAGAACAAAUGAAGUAUUUUCCUUCUGCAGUUCCUCUCAUUCAUUAUGUUUUCUUUAUUAAUGUCAGUAUUUCCCCAUUGUUUGUACUGUGGAAGUCCUAGAAUGUGUUGAACUAAAAUUCCAUUUAGCUCUUGAAAUGUUGCAAUAAAGUUGAGUAUAAAGCUGUAAUAUAACCAAUACUGACAAGUCUGACUACAGUUAUGAAGACAUUAGAACAAGAUUUUCAAAAAAUUAACACCAGUUCAUUGGUGAUUCUAUUUUCAGAUUUUCGUGCUGAAAAGGUCAAAUAAGUCUUCUGUGGUAUUCACUUCAAACAACUGCAAUUCACUCCAAAACAAUCUUCUGUUACCCAUCUAUAUUUUGAAAAAUGUGUGUUUUGGUAAAUUAGGUACAGUACCAAUCAGGUGUUAACUAUGUCUACAUGUAUCUGCAACUGAACACAAUUGAUGUUAGUGUAAAGGAAGCCAAUACUUUUACAUCAGGGUACAUUGGUGGAAUAGCACUGUAGUCCUUCUUACCAGAAAGUCCUAUGUAACCUUUUAAAUUUCAUUCAAAUUCCCAAUCAUGCUUUGAAUUACAGUAAAAAAAAAAGA